AUGAUCAAAUUAUGGAAGAAAACGAUUAUUAUUAUUAUUCUAAUCUAUUUUGAAACUGACAUAUUUUUGAAAGCAUCAUUAUUGGGGUUGUGUUUAUUGUUUUACUAAUUUAUUGCUUAGAAUUAUAAGCCCUUUAUUCUUUAGAAGUUUUAUUUAUUGGAUAUUCAGAGCGGUCAAUAUUGUUCCUUUGCCUUAAUUUUUGCAGUGGUUAAAUACAUAUGUGAAUAAUCAGAAUAAUAUAAUUUUUCAACACUGAUUCAAAGCUUUAUAUUUAUUAUCAGCAUUUUAUUGAGUUACCCAUUUAUUAUUAAUAUACUAAAAGUCUAUUAUAAUAAAUAUAAGUUUCUAAUUUUAGGUUCAUUAUUUUAAGGUUUUAAAUCUUUAAAUCCUAAUUUUAAAUUCACUAAGCUUUUGGGGGAAAAAAUUUCAAAAUUGAGAUAGAAGGAAGGAAGGACGCAAAGGAAUAUCUAAAAAUUGAAGUCUUUACUUUUAAAGAAAAAAUAGGAUGGCCAAUUGUAAUAAAUUUAAUUUUAUCUUAGGGGGAUUGUCAAUUUUGCGAAAAAUAAUAUGCAAAAAAAGAAAUAAAUAUCAUUAAUCCUAAAUUGCAGUUUCGGAAAUAAAAUUUGA
This is a messenger RNA of Paramecium octaurelia, 627 nucleotides long. NCBI's taxonomy places the organism in Eukaryota, Ciliophora, Oligohymenophorea, Peniculida, Parameciidae. The record is from the annotation of a GenBank genome assembly.